Messenger RNA from Meloidogyne enterolobii, 1115 nucleotides. Lineage: Eukaryota; Metazoa; Nematoda; Chromadorea; Rhabditida; Meloidogynidae. The record is from the annotation of a GenBank genome assembly.
AAUUUUCCUAAAAAUAAAAAUAAAAAAUCCCCCCUCCUAGUUCUCUUCUGUAUGUAUACCCCAGUCUGUAUUAUUGGCUAUAUGACAUAUGGAAAUAGUCUUCGAGAAUCUGUUAUUAAUUCUUUACAACAUGUUUGGAUACAACAAAUUGUUAAUUUAAUGAUAACUUUACAUUUAAUAUUUACAAUAAUUAUUGUAAAUAAUCCUUUAAAUCAAAAAGUUGAAGAAGUUUUUAAUAUUCCACACGAUUUUGGUUGGAAAAGGGUUGUUGUGAGGACUGGAAUGAUGAUUUUAGUUUUGUUUGUUGCUGAAACUGUUCCUUCUUUUGGGCCUUUACUUGAUUUAAUGGGUGGCUCUGUACUAAUGUUGUGUUCUCUAGUAUUUCCUUCACUUUUUUAUCUUUUUUUGAAUGCAGCAGAAAUUAAAUCAAACGAAAAACCAAUUAAAUAUAAAACAAAAAUUAAUGGAUUAAAUAUAAAUAAACAAGGGGAAGAGGAGGAGGGGGAAGAUUGGGAAAUUGCUAAUUGGAAAGAUGUUGUUGAAAGAACUGAUAAAUUAACUUUAUUUGGUUAUAUUUUUAUUAUUAUUUUUGGAAUAUGUGGAGGUUUAGCAGCAACAUAUUCAGCAAUUCGUUCACUUUCUGUUACCCAUUUUGUCCCUCCCUGUUAUUUAUCUUCAAUAGCUAAUGGGAAAGAACCAAAUGCUGGGGGACAUGUUAAUUGUUGUGGAAAAUAUCAAAAUAUUUCUGUUUUUGGUUUACAAGAAGAAUAUUGUUCUCCUUCUAAUUUAGAUUUUUAUUCUUAAAUUAAUUAUUUUUUGAAAAAGGAGAGAAGAAAAAGUUUUUAAUGUUAAUAACUUUUUGGGGGUUAAAGCUCUUUCUUUCUCCUUAUUUUUUGUUUUAAUUUUUAAUUUGCUUUCUUCUAAUGAUUUUUUAUCAAAGAAUGUUAAGAAAAAUCCAAGCUUUAUUUGAUAAAUAAAUUUUAAUAAAUAUUUGAAAGUGAAGGGGUAUUUGAUUUUCGGGAUUUUGGAUUUCUAUGAAAAAAUGAUUUAUAGACUUCGUUCUUUUUAUUUUUCCUCCCAAUAAUAAAUAAAUUAAAACAAAAUUUGUCCGUUCA